AAAGAAAGAAUUGAGGAUUUGGGUUUGUAAUUUAUAAGGCUAAAACUCAAGGGAAUUAAGGGUUUCUUGUCUGCAAUUUUUUUUCUUCUUUGUCUUCAAAUGCUGCAUAUCUGUUGUCUCUUCUGAACUCAUCAGAGAGAGAGAGAGAGAGAGAGAGAGAGAGAGAGAGUGAGAGAAGAGGAAGAAGGAGAGUGAGAGGUAGUUGGUUGGACUUGAUUAGCAUCAUCAUCAAUUAUUAACAAAGAUAGACAGAGAAAGGGACUUAUGAGUGGUGAAGGUGAAAGAGUACAGUGAAGGAGAAGGAGUUUAAGAGAGCUAAGAAGAGUAAAUCCUUGAAAGUUAACAUUCUCUUCUGUAUUUUGUUGUUUGUUUUCCUUUGUUUUCCCAUUUAACAUUCCUUACGAGGUCCCACGAGUGGGUUUUACUGCAACUUUUCCAGUCCCCACCAGUAUAGACUUGGACCCCAACAAGAGAAGGAAAGAAGAAGCAGACUUGAAGCAGCAGGAGAAGAAAAAAAUUGUUCUUUCUUUUUGGUCCCUCUUAGCCUCUGUAGCCUAUCUCUAUACCUAAGCACCCAACCCUCUCUCUCUCUCUAGAACUCACUAGCAGGACCCUUCUCUUCCCUUCCCCACACCUCUCUUUGGAGAGAGAGACAACAGUCAAUCAGAAGGAAGAGAACCCCACACUGAGUCUUAGAUAGGAUCAGACCUGCACGUGUCUAACCAAAUCUAAAAGCUCAUUAGUGUCCUUCUCUCUCUGUUUCUCACUCUAAGACUCAGAGGGAAUGAGAUGAUGAAGUAGGAUAUGAGAUGGGUUUGAUCAAUCAAAGCAAUAAAAAGGAGAAAACAAGUGAGUUGUGGUAUUCUUGAAGAAGCCAAUAUGGAAUCAACAGACUCACAGAGCAAUAAACAACAAUUACAUUCUUCUUCUUUGCAGUUGGUCCCAUUUGAAGAUCGAUCAGGGCGAGGUCCCGGUCCAGGUCCAGGUCCCGGUCCCGUGUCAGGCCCAUUCAUGGGCUCCAUCUCCAUCCAACCUGGAGCAGGUGCUGCUAGUGGUGGUAGUGGCGGAGGAGGAGGAGGAGGAGGAGUUGGAGCUGCUUCUUCCACAUCUACAACCACUACUAGCCCUCCACCACCCAGACUUGUUGAUGCUUCCCUUGCUAUCUCCACCAAAUCCGAUGCCAACCCAUCUAACAGAUCCGCCCCUCUCGUCGAUCCCUCCAAGAACAAACAACAACAGCUUUCGAUUUCCUCUACUACCAAGAGAUCAUCAAAAGAUAGGCACACGAAGGUCGAUGGAAGAGGCCGCCGCAUCCGUAUGCCGGCAACUUGUGCGGCUAGGGUUUUCCAAUUAACGCGUGAAUUGGGUCAUAAAUCCGAUGGUGAGACCAUCGAGUGGCUCUUACAGCAGGCAGAACCUGCAAUUAUAGCCGCCACAGGUACCGGCACAAUCCCUGCUAAUUUUUCAACCCUUAAUGUUUCACUCCGAAGCAGUGGCUCUACCCUUUCAGCCCCACCUUCCAAAUCCGCUCCUCAUUCCUUUCAUGGCGCAUUAGCCCUUGCCCACCAUUCCCAACACUACGAUGAAGGCGAUGCCGGUCGGAGACUCCUCGCCGGCGGUGAGAUGUUAGGGUUUCAUCAUCAACCACAGCAGCAUAUCUUGACUGGGGAUCAGAUUGGUGAAGCUUUGCCUGGUAGUGGUGGUUCAGGUAGAGAUUCUAGUACGGAUAGCUAUUUGAGAAAACGCUUCAGAGAAGAUCUGUUCAAGGAGGAAGCACAACAGCAGCAGGAGACUGGCGAUUCGACGUCGCCCUCGGCGAGUAAGCCUCGGCAAGAGCUAGAACAACCGUCAACAGCUGGACUAAUUCGACCGUCGAACAUGAUGCCGGCGACUGCAAUGUGGGCUGUUGGACCUGCCCCAACCAGCGGUGGCAACGCAUUCUGGAUGCUGCCUGUCACAGGCGGCGCCUCCUCCCCUGCUGGUGGUGCUACUGCUGCCGCCGGGGCUGGCCCUUCAGAACCCUUGUGGACAUUCCCUACUGCAGGUGGGCAGUAUAGAGCAAGUUCGAUACCGACGGGUGGUGGAAACACAAUUCAAGCUCCUCUGCAUUUCAUGCCAAGAAUCAACUUUCCUGGUGGGCUUGAGUUCUCGGGUGGUCGUGUUAAUACAGUUCCACUUGGGUCCAUGGUAGCUCCUCAGCAUCUGGGUCUAGGCAUCUCUGAGUCAAAUCUAGGGAUGUUAGCUGCACUUAAUGCUUACAAUAGAGGUGGUGGGUUGAGUAUGAGUUCAGAGGAGCAGCAGCAGCAGCAACAACAACAUGGAAUGGAUCAUCAUCAUCAUCAUCAUCAUCAUCAUCAACAAGUUCAUACCCACCAGCCACAAUCCACUGAUAGUGGUGAUGAACAUCCAAACAGUUCACAGUAAACAAAGCUUCAUGAAACCCAAGAUGCAGGGAAGAGAGAUUGUUGGUUUUAUUAUUGAGAUGCAGGAGUUUCAGUAUUAAUUUUGAGUUUUGAGUGCUUUGAAUCCUCGCCUCAAGUCACUGGUUGGAUGAUCCAAGAAGACAAAUUCUCAUCUUUUCUGGCUUUUGUUAUUUAUUUCUCUUCUGGGUUUCUCUUUUUUUUUCUUCUUUUAAAUUGACAUGAGUUUGAAAUCUUAUUUGUUUUGGUCCAAAGGGACUAAAUGGAAACAACAGAUAGGCAGAAAGAGGAAUAGAGGAGGUUUGUAUAGUGAGAAUAUUUGUUUGUGUAUUAAUAUUUCAUUGUUUGUAUGAGAA
Molecule: messenger RNA, 2776 nt
Organism: Macadamia integrifolia
Lineage: Eukaryota; Viridiplantae; Streptophyta; Magnoliopsida; Proteales; Proteaceae
Product: transcription factor TCP8-like
Exons: 2
Coding region: 880-2424 (514 amino acids)
Cellular component (GO): nucleus
Molecular function (GO): sequence-specific DNA binding; DNA-binding transcription factor activity
Source: RefSeq, a predicted model, not a curated record